CCGGUUUGGGCAGUUUUGCCACAUCAGCCAGCCAAAUUCCCGAGGGUAAAAUCGUCAGAAAAAAGAGUAUAGAUACGUGGUGAAGCCACUGUUCCAAAGCCCAUCUCAUCUUGCAAACAAAGCCUAGGCGGAAUUCUGUUGCCAAAUUUUGGGAAGGAAGGAACGCCAUGGUGAUGGAAGCAAGGACUGAAAUCUCCUGCAAUCCGCAAUUCAUGCUUCGGGAAUCACCCUGCUGUAUUUUUCACUUCGUGUGUUUCUGAUUGAACUCCCCGAAUCAACUCCGCACUCCAUUGAUUCAAUCACGGUUUGGUUGCUAUCAAUUUAUUUGCAUGUAUGUUAGAGGGACAUGGACACAACAAAUAUGCGUAACCUUACUGGUUCAGAUGCGGAUGCCCUUUUGCCACCUCGUAAGCGGCUUCUUGCUGGAUUGAAGAGGUCCCAGAUGGGUAUUCGGAGUCUUUCUGACGAGGGAAUUGUUGAAGCCUCAAGAACUGCUGCCGUGGAAGCUGCAAGGACGGCAAAGGCUGCACGAGCAAAUGCCGAAGAGAAGGCCAAAAAGGCGGCAAAGGCAGUGGCGGCUGCCAAGGCUGCUUUAGAACUCGUUGCGUCACUUUCAAUGGAGGCUUCCAACAAAGAGGAAAACCUGAAAAAGAACAAGAUGAAGAAGCAUGUCCCGGUUGAAGCGUUAUAUAAUAACAAGAACAAUACUAAGGGUAGCGCUGCUGAUGAACAGCUUGCCCGCAAGCUGCACCAGGCCAUCAACAGUUCCCCAAGAAUUUCAAACAACUUGCCGAGUUUGAAUUUGAAGAGCCACAAACAUAAGAAAAUGAAACACUCAGCAAUUUCCGAAGGAACCAGCAUAUGGAAUGGAGAUCCUCUUUUCCAUGGGAAUCUAUGUUCCACAACCUCAAUGAAUGGUAGUGAUACGAUCGGAGAGAUAUAUGCUGAAGGCCGUGGUCCUGUAAAGAAGAUAGAUACGACUGUUGGAGAUGUGAACAGAUCAAAUUAUAUUAAAGGAGACAAGCUAAAGUUGCACAAUGGAGCAGAACAGGAACCAAGUAGACCAAAUUUCCUGAAACCGGAGAAAAACAAAUUCGAUACAAUUCUGUCAAACAAUAAGUUUGCUGAAAGUUUGGGCACUUUGGGUAAAAGGAGGGGGAAAAUCAAGCAAAAGAAGUUACCUUUGAGCUUUUGCAGCUUUAGAGAUCGAUCCAGCCCCAAAGAGAAGGUGAAACCUCAAGGCGCACCACAGUUGGAAGAUGAUGCAGUCUCAACUUGCGGAGUGCCAGCGGGCCUCAUAUUCCACGGCGCAUUCAGGUAACAGUUUUGAUCCCAAUUGAGAGGACAUCGGUGUGGGAAGUGUCGACCCUUGAAAGUUACCUUCUUGCGUCAAUAAAGUCAUGCAGUUGUAUAGGCUAUCUCGGUAGGAGUUUAGAUAAAUAACUUAACUUUGCAGUCUUUCCUCUGUUUCUUACCCUUGCCAAUGGAUUUUGAACGUAAAUGUAUAUUGAACGCUUGAUUGCGCGUAUACGCACACGAUUUGUUUCUUCUUGUGAAUGUUGUUUGCUUGAAGGUGUUGUGAGUAAAAUGUAGAAAUGAGUUACAUGAGUACUUUGAUAGUUUCUUUCUUGUGAAGCAAUAAGUAUUCAAAUUUUGUAAA
Andrographis paniculata is the source of this 1660-nucleotide messenger RNA. RefSeq lists its product as uncharacterized. The transcript has 3 exons. NCBI's taxonomy places the organism in Eukaryota, Viridiplantae, Streptophyta, Magnoliopsida, Lamiales, Acanthaceae. The record is from RefSeq and is a predicted model, not a curated record. Bases 347 to 1321 code for a protein of 324 amino acids.